AUGGGCUGCCGCUUACCGGCUGCUGGUCUUCCGCUUCCUGUCGCUCCUCGCCUCUUCCGGCCGCGGGGUGACCUCGUCCGGCGGGUUGUUAGCUGCAUCGGUGGUGGUAGCAGCUCGGGGCAGGGUGCCCUCUGCAGCGGGACUGGGAGGAGCUUCGGCUGGGACGACGUCUUCCGCAUAUCUUCCGAGGAUAGAAAAGGACCUUCCGGCCUUAACGCUUACUUCGAGAGAGUUCGGUCCUGCAACCGGGGCUCCGUAAGGCCGUCCAGCUACUUUUUUUUCUCAUGUUACCCUAAUUCCUCUCCAUUGGUUGUGCGAUGAGCGUUUCCUCGUCUGGGAAGCUUGAAUACGUGUAUUCGGGCGGCUAUUGUAUGCAGGAAUUCCAUUCCGAGUUCGUGGCGUUUGUGAUCGAGGGGCAGAUUGUCGGCUACAUCCACCACAGGUAGCUGCUCACGCUUUCUGCUAUCUAGUGGCAAGAGCCUUCCACCGCGUGCGUAGCCGUCUGCGCAGUCUUACAUCUGCUGAUUCUAGAUAUGUGCACGAAUCUGUUAUCUGUUAGUACGUUGAAAACGCCCAUUCAGUUUUAAAAAUUUUGGCCGAAUUUGACAACCGUCAUCAUAAUGGCAGGAAUCAUGUUCUACGGGAACUCGAGUUCUUCAUUUGUUCUUGCAUCUCUAAGAGAGAUCGCCAUAGAAAAGUGAAAGUUAAUGUAUGUUGCUAUUGUUGAAUAAGUAUGUUUCUGCUGAAGGAUUCGCGAUCCUGUUAGUUCCUAAGUUAUAAAAUCUAAUAGAUACUUAUAUUUGGUGAUAUCCAAUGUGCUAGUCUAGUCUCCCCUUGAGUGAAACUUGAUUGAAUGAGACAAAAGACUUUCGGAUUAGCAACUCGUCAGGUUGAAACUUAUGUCUCAGGGUAUGAUUUUCAGUUACACCAGAAGUAAGACAAAAAUUAAAGUUAAUAAAUUUUCUACCAUUGAUUGCCCUUAGGAAUUCCCUGUUUUUAUUCUUACGGUAUUCUGACAUAUUUCAGCUUUGUCAACCACCUAAAAGGUUUUAGCAAUGUGUUUAUGUUGAUGUCGGGCGACAAUAAAGGCUAUACCAGCGCUUGUGUCACUUUUCAUCCAUCACUUAGAUCAUCGGAAGACAGAACUAUAGCUGUUGGAGAUGUAAUAAAAUCCUUGGGAAGUCUGAUACCAGGUAUAAGAAACGAGGUACUUCAUCUUCAUGUAUUCAUUUUUUUUUUUCUUUCAUAUGACGUAUCUACGAUGCUAGACACAUAAUUUCCUCUAUGAAAGAGUUUCCUUCUUUCGGGAGACUAUGGAAAGUAUUCAGAAGUAAAAGCAGAUAAUUCUAAGGAGUCUCCAACCUUCAACAUUGUUCUCUUUUAAUUCUGCUGUUUUUCCUUAAGAGUGUCAAGAAUUAUCUGUACUCGUGGUCUUCUUCAUUUUGCUUACUGUUUCUCCAGAUUUAUUUAUAUAGUUUUUAUAGGAAUCUUAGAACUCGCUUAAUAAUUUAUCCUUAUAAGUUUUUCUUUGUUGAUUACGAGCAGUUGUAUCCUGUGAGCGCAUCAUAUGGUUUGCCUGUGUUCUUCUCACUGGAACGUGCUGCUGCUCCUUACUUUGGGAUAAAGGUUUGCUAUCACAUAUCAUUAGACGAUUGAGAUAUUACUUAUUCUGGUCCGUUAAACUUAUUGCACAUUUUUGCCUAUUUUUGAUAUGUAUCGAUAAUUAAUGUCCCAGAUGGACAAUAGAUGUUUCUGAGAUUUAUCGUUAGUUAGUUUCUCAUAUUUACACUUGGCACUACUCUAUUCGUGGGUGCUAUAGUUGUUUAAGAUGUCUUUUGGGUCUGCAUUUUUGACUGUGUCCACCUUCUAAUGCUCCAGCUCCUAAGAUUCCAUGCACUAGGGUAGGGUAUAUGAGCAAAUGGUCGUUAUUUACCUAAACAUUAAGCGUACGCAUUUUUUGUUUUUCUUCUACGUAGGAAAGGAUUCUCUGAGAUGAUGGAAUUUGCAUUUUCCACGAACUUGUGCUAUUGUCACUCAUGAUCGCUACUAGUGACUGAAAACUUCGGUUGUUGGAUUGACAUCUGAAACCCCUAUUAUCCAUGCAUACGCUUCUGCCAUAAAACAAUCAUGCUGUGAAUAAACAAUAUAUUGAGGGCAAAUCGUUUCCAUGUAUAGAAAUAUGAUGCAGUCAAAAUAUGCUCUAUAGUUGUUUCGCAUUGUACAUGAUGGUGAUUUUCCUAAUUCCACCUUUAGAAUUAAUUUUUUUUUGAGUCGUUUAAACUUCUGGGUUUAUCAUUUAUUCCUAGAAAUAGUGCAAACUAACUAAACACAGUCUGAUAUACUGUGCAUAAGGGGUAUAAUUUCAUCAAUGCGGUCCUCUUUUUAACUUGAACUCAUUGAGGAGUAAAAGUAUUAGCUGGGUUGAUGAUUGUCACUCAUGUUGAGAGGCAGCAAUGUGUUGUUCUCCAGUGAGAAAGUAAAGCUAAUACAUAUGGAUAAAAUUUCGCACGUGAAGAAAACACAAACACGAUAGUAAUUAAGUGCAAUAUAGUAAGAGACUAAUCGUAGCAGAGAGAAAAAGUAACAAUAAUGAUUACGAGGUGAAAAUGAAUGAAAUGCUGCAGGAACACGGUGGGAAACACACUAACAUGGAAUAGUGACUGUCAGUUGAAGCGCAUGCGGUCAACAUGGUGGCACUCGAGAUGCAUCCAUUUGUGCAAAAGGCCCCAGAUAUAUAACAGCUGAAGAUACUAGGAUGCAAGAUGAAGAGCAGCUGAGUGUAGCGCGUAGAAGCCACUAUAGUAAGACAAAGAACAUGGGACUGUAAAAGCAACAGAGUCCAGAGGACAUCAGGGUCCAUUUCCAUGUACACUUUUUCUUAAUUUUAUUUAUCUAUUGUAGUAAUGAUAUGAAAAUACCGGGCAAAGCUUGGAAAUAAGGUUCGAGUACAAAUCCGGUUUUCGUUUGGAAUCACAGUUGAAAAUGCUAAGAUAAUUAUUUUUCCUCGUUUGGAGUUGCAUUUGGGCUCACAUAGCUUCUGAUGUUUCGGUUACUGUUCUCCACCAGAUAAAUGUGUUAAAUCGGUGCAUGACAUAGAAGACGUAAUCCUAGAUGAGUGGAUAUGAAAAUUACAUAAUAGGAUAUUCUUUCAGUAGGUCUACUCUUUUCUAUGCGACUGUCCACACAAAAUCAAUUUAUUUUAGCACAUAAAAUUAGGGAAGUGAGGGCAGGAGAGAUAUGGACAAUGAAGAGGAAGCUGUGGGAGUCAUGGCUUCACUAUAAAUCAUUUUCCUAAUUUUUUUCCUUCUUUCCAGGCCUAUGGUGUCCAUAUGAACGGAUAUAUCGAAAAGGAUGAGAAGAAAUAUCUUUGGAUAGGAAAGCGAAGUGAGAGCAAGCCUACAUAUCCGGGAAUGUUGGACCACCUUGUUGCUGGGGGACUGGUGCGAUGGACGAAUUCUUUUCUUAUUUUGUUUCUUUAAAUUGUCUUUUUGUUAUGUAAUAAAAUGUCUUUAUUUUUUAAAAAAAUUAGCGAAACGUUAUUCAUUAAACUCUCUGUCUGUUUGAUGUUCUUUUGUUGGUGAUGAUAGCCACACGGAAUAACCUGCAAAGCUAACAUCAUUAAGGAAUGUCAUGAGGAGGCAGGGAUACCUGAAAGUAUCUCCUGUAGGUAUGCUCCGUAUCUUUGUCAUGCAUGCAUGCAACAAUUGUCAAUCAGUUCAUUCUGGUGCGUCUUUUUCCUUUUUAUAGUCUGUUAAUUUGAAUUAACCACGGAUAAAAAAAGUUGAUUAAUGCGUAGUUUCAUUUGAAUAUAUGCGGUGGAAAUCGGUUAUUUUUCAUAGACUUCCCUUCAGAUCCUAAAAAUUUAUGAGAACUUGUGCGACUAUUUGCGAAUCUAGCUUCCCUCUUUCACAUUUUAUUUUCUCAAGAUAGAAUUUUUGUUGAUUUCUGUUUUUUGUCCGGGUAUGCUCACAUCUGAUUUGGAUCAUGAGCAUAUAUGGUACCGAAAUUAAUGAUUUGUUGUCUUUCGAAUCCACGUUUUGGAGAUAUCUUAAAGUUUGUCUAUAAUUAUGUCUCAUUGCUCAAUGUCACAUUUCUUGAGGUAGAGGCUAGGAUGCUUGGGGCUUUCUAAUUAGCUAGAAGCUUGUCCCUUGUGAGGUGCGUUAUCCAAUUUUUUCAACUGAGAAUGUAUGAUUGAUGUUUGGUUGGGACAACUAUUGUUUCAUAUUCCAUUGUGAAAGGUGAAUUAUUUAGACCAGAAUAUGCAAUAACUGAUAGAUCAACUUUGAUGAACGUGAGGUAUUUUUUGGUCGAACUAAGAAGAAGAAGAAGUUCGCGUUAGCUCAGGUAAUAUAUUCCCUAGGCCUUUACCAGGGGCCGUAUUCCUCUCCUGUUUGCAGCUCCUAAGUUUAAGCUAGAAUAAUUUCAGAAGGGUAAGGUCGUAGACUAGGAAUCAAGAACAUUCCUUGCUUGCUAUGGACUGGCGAAAAUGAAGUAUUAAUUACCUUCAGAAACUUUUAUUGAUCGGCCAGCGUUCAAGGAACUAAAACAUGGUCAAUGGCGCACAAUUUAGGCAGAAAAGGCCAUCUUUGACCCAAAAGCUGCAGGAAUCUGAGGUGUGGGAGGCUGGGGAGCUUUAUAUGUAAAGAUGAAGAAGAUCUAAAAGUUACUGAUGUUGAAUGAAAAGAAUCAAAUGGAAAGAGAGCUAAUUCAAUCGCACAGGUGUCACCUGACUCUACUACGCAAUGCCCUAACAUGUGUGGGCGUCAAUUAUAGGGAUGGAUUUAUUGGCUGUUAUUUUGGACGAGGAUGGCUGACACGAUAGAAAAUUAUGUACAUGAGUAUGAUACAACCUGCAUGCCAUGUAUGUGGUCAUUUUGUUGACCUUGAAUAUUUUGAUUACUAGUUAAUAGGAAUUUUCUGCGUAGAUUCUGUCAUCAUAGGUUUCAAAUAUUGAACACAAAGAUUCGUGCCAACUUAAGUAAUGAUAAUCAUAGUGAGAAUUCUUUUAUUUUAUUUUAUUUUCCACCUCGAAGCUAUACGCUUUAGUAUCACCGACUGAGAUUAUCAUUUAUUUAUUUAUUUUUUACUAAACAGGGCCAUCCCAGUGGGAGCAGUUUCUUAUGUGGACAUAGAUGGCCCUAGGUACAAGAGGGACGUCCUUUUCUGCUAUGAUCUAAGACUUCCGGAUGGAUUCGUUCCCAAGAAUGAAGGCAAGUUCUUCUGCAUAGGCUGGCAAAUGUCUUGACGGAGACCCCGAUCUUCUUGCAUGCUAUCUGGCCCUUCUUCUGACGAGAUUUUUUAACUCUAUUAUAAUCAUUUCAUGUCAAUUUGGGGUCUUCUUUGCGUCUGUUCUGUUUUUUUUUUUCUUCCUCCAAUAUCAUAACAUUAUCUGAAUCCAUGCAUAAGAUAACACACAUAAGAGGAGACACGCAUGUCGAAUAUUAAUCUUAUAUUUUUUUUUCUUUAACAGUGGCUUAUAAUUAUUCACACUGGACACAAUCAUAUCUCUUUCAUUUCUUGGAAACCUUGCUACAGUUCUUUAGUAUUUACAUUUAACUCCUCGACAAUUUUAUAAUUUGAUGUAGACAAUUUCAUUAUUCUUCAAUUGUAAUCCUGAACUCCCGGGCUUACCUUUGCAGAUGGAGAGGUCGACAGCUUCAACCUAAUCCCUGUGGAUCAAGUUGCCAACAUCAUACUGAGGACAGAGUUCUUCAAACCAAACUGUGCCCUCGUCAUCAUUGAUUUCCUCUUUCGCCAUGGGUAUGCCAUCCAUCUCCCCCUUUUUCUGGUUCCGUUCUCUUAAAUUUUCUGUUGCCCUCACGAAUUUCUUUCCUUUUUGAAGUUAAAUUCCUGUGCUAACGUUUGCUUUUCCUUCACCGAUGACCAUUUCUCUAAUAUUUCCUCUCAGUUAUAAUUAGUAAUAAUCAUGCUAUAAAUUGCCUUAUUUCCAACAUUAAACAGAUGAGGGCGUUAUUUACCAAUGAUUGCUCUUGGUUCCUCCUGUUCACAGAUUUAUAGCUCCCGACGAUGCUGGCUACUUACAGCUUCUACAGCUCCUCAGAGGCAGAGAUUGCUCGUAA
Spirodela intermedia is the source of this 6080-nucleotide messenger RNA. Lineage: Eukaryota; Viridiplantae; Streptophyta; Magnoliopsida; Alismatales; Araceae. The record is from the annotation of a GenBank genome assembly.